AUGAGCUCCUCUGACGACGACUGCCCACCACUUGCCACCCCGCUCGCUGGUGGCCAUGCCAAUGACAAUGACGACGAAGAGAUGCCUGAUCUCGUCGAGACCUUGGUCGACCCAACAACAACAACACCCACCUUUUCUGAAAACGCCAACGACGACGCUGCACCAACGAAAAAGAUCCCCAUCACAAUCAUUACAGGCUUCUUGGGCUCUGGGAAAUCGACCCUCCUAGACCAUAUCCUGACAGAGAAGCACAACUUCAAGGUCGCCGUUAUCCUGAACGAGUUUGGUGAUACCGGUGGGAUUGAUCAGGCGAUGAAUGUUGGCAUGGGAGGCGAGGUUGUUGAAGAGUGGCUCGAGUUGAAGAACGGAUGUCUCUGCUGUACCGUCAAGGACAAUGGAGUGCUGGCGAUUGAGAACUUGAUGAAGAAGAAGGGCAAGUUUGAUUACAUCUUGUUGGAGACGACAGGGUUGGCAGACCCAGGUCCAAUUGCUUCGAUUUUUUGGAUGGACGACGAUCUUGGGAGUGAUAUCUAUCUGGACGGUAUCGUCACCUUGGUCGACUCUCGUAAUGUCCGCAAGGAAAUGGCGAUGAAGAAGGAAGACGGAAGUCUGAAUGAGACCGCGAAACAGAUCGCGAUGGCAGACCGACUCAUCCUCAACAAGACCGAUCUCAUUACAUCACAGGAAGCCGACCUAUUGGAAGAAGAUUGCAGAGCCAUGAACGGUGUUGCGCAGAUUGUCAGGACUCAGCACUCACGCGUCGAUUUGAACUUUGUUCUUGAUAUCGCUGCGUUUGAUGCUGUUCGUGCCAAGGAGCUGGAGCAAGCUGAGGCCGCAUUGAAGAAGCAACAGGAUGCCAACGACCAUGAUGAUCCUAACCAUGUCCAUGGCGAGGAGUGUGAUCAUGACCAUAACGAGGACGACACAACGACUGCGCUUUCGAAGCAUCUUGACCAGUCCAUCAAGACGACGACAUUGACAUUCAACACCCCAGCAUUGGAUCAAAAGCUGUUUGAGCACUGGAUUCAGAUUUUGCUAUGGGAGCAUCAGAUUCCCGAAGUAGAUAUCAUAGUCGAUGAGCGAACCGAGUCAACACCAUCGCAACAGUAUCCAAAACUGGAUAUCCUCCGCGUCAAAGGAAUUUUCAAGCCCCUGGAUCGGCCAGCAGGAACCAAGCUUGUGAUCCAGGGUGUUCAGGAGCUGUACGAUAUCAAGGAGGCGGUCUUUUCUGGUGCUGGACAGGAAGAUCUGGAGAAUGCAGGAAAGAUCGUCUUUAUUGGCCGUGGACUCGAUAACCAACGGCUUUUGGCGUCUUGCCUACGAUUCAUGAAGCUCAGUCGUGAAGAUGUCAGUGUUGUAUAG
This is a messenger RNA of Linnemannia hyalina, 1362 nucleotides long. The record is from the annotation of a GenBank genome assembly. Lineage: Eukaryota; Fungi; Mortierellomycota; Mortierellomycetes; Mortierellales; Mortierellaceae.